AAACAGAAAAAUAAACUCAAGCACCAAAAAUUUGUGCGUGAGAUAGACAGAGGGGGAGAGAGAUGGCAAGGGAUAGUUGUCUAGCACGAGUGACGGCGGGGGUUGCAGUCGGUGGUGGUAUUGGUGGCGCAGUUGGUGCUGUUUAUGGAACUUAUGAAGCUAUUAGAUACAAGGUUCCAGGCCUUCUGAAAAUAAGAUAUAUUGGGCAAACGACACUUGGAAGUGCAGCUGUAUUUGGUCUCUUCUUGGGAGCUGGAAGCUUGAUACACUGUGGAAAAUCUUAUUGAAUCUAUAAUUUGUUUUCAGUUUAUUAAUUAGUUAACUUUGUGCUGCAUUUAAGAAAUAUUUGAUGCAAACUAUAUGUAUAGAUGUUAUGCAGACAAUUUUGUUAUGGUUUUGAGCAUGCAUUGUGGAAAUUAACCAGAUCUAUUGAACACCACUUCUUUCUUUA
Olea europaea var. sylvestris is the source of this 451-nucleotide messenger RNA. RefSeq names its product reactive oxygen species modulator 1-like. Gene Ontology annotation, biological process: protein insertion into mitochondrial inner membrane; protein import into mitochondrial matrix. Bases 63 to 287 code for a protein of 74 amino acids. Lineage: Eukaryota; Viridiplantae; Streptophyta; Magnoliopsida; Lamiales; Oleaceae. The record is from RefSeq and is a predicted model, not a curated record. The transcript has 3 exons. Gene Ontology annotation, cellular component: TIM23 mitochondrial import inner membrane translocase complex.